AUGAGCGACUUCUCCUGCUACGGGGGUGCCAGCAAGGAAUGGCAGGCCAUUAAGGCCGUGCUGCCGCCCCAGAUGCAACACCAGUCGGCAACGGAACACCGGGAUGCCAUCAACAGAGAGCGCGAGAAGAUCACUGCCACCGAGUUCCAGGCGCUGGCCAAUCUCGUCGACACAGCCGACUACCACAUUGCGACCCGCGACGGCUCUGGCACCAUCGGGGCGCGCUCCUACUGGCCCAAGACGGUCCCGCGUAACCCUCGACCGGCCAUCUUUCUCUACAUGCAUGGCGGCGGCUAUAUGUACGGCUCUCUGGCUACCGAAGAUGCCACGGCUGCCCGGAUUGCCGUUGGCGCCGGCGUCGUCGUUCUCAGCGUCAACUACCGCCACACACCAGAGCAUCCCUAUCCGACAGCUUGGCUCGACUGCCAGGACGCCUUCCUCUGGCUACACGACAGGGCCACUGACCUCGGCAUCGAUCCACGUCGUGUCGUCGUUGGUGGCAUCUCGGCUGGCGGCCAUCUCGCCGCAUCGCUCGUCCUCGAACAGCAUCUCGGCCGACUGCCGGGCGACAACGUGGCCGGCCACCGCCUGCCGCGCAUCGCUGGCCAGGUACUCAUGGUCCCCGCUCUCGUACACCAGGACUGCUACGGCGUGCUACAGUCCCGCCUCGCCAGCCCGGCCGUGUCGUCGCGCGUCGAGAACGCUGAGGCGCCCGGCAUCCCGUCCAUCACCCUCCGGCUCUUCACAGACCUGCUGCAAGUCGACCGCCCCGACCCCUCCGACAUCAUGCUCAAUCCUGGACUCGCUCAUCCCAGCCAGGUGCGCGGCUUACCGCCCGCUGUCUUCGGCAUCUGCGGCUUCGAUCCACUGCGCGAUGAGGGCCUUCUGUACGCAAAGCUGCUGGUCGAGCAAGGUGUUUCCACCGAUGUCCAUCUUUUCAAGGGUGUCCCUCACAGCUACCGGCGCUACGGCAACUUGGCGCUGCAUCAGGACUGGGACGACGUGCUGGAGCAGGGAAUAAUUUGGGCGCUGUCCGAGCCGUCUCCCACCGGUGGUUUCCACGUCAAUGUUCAUGAAUAUUUGUUUGGAUUUCUCAUGAUGGCUGCGGCAGCCGUGGACGUGGGCUACUUGUCCUCGCACCUCGGCGUGCCCCAAACGAGCCUCUCCACCGCCCUGACCGAGCCGACCGUUGAUCUGAUCCAGGGUAUCCUCGACGCCGUAGCGACCAAGGCUCACGAGCUUGACAGCCUAUACGCCGACAAGCUCAAGAUCGAGAUAGAGUAUGAAAGCGUGGUGCGCAGCUCCGAGGCUCGAAGUGACUCUUUCAAGGCUGCUGCCGAAGGCAGCCGUAAGGAAGUCGAAGACCUCAGGCGAAAGCUCCAGGACGAAGAGAACGCGCGACGUGCCAUCGAAAACGAGCUUCAGGCUCUCAAGUCAUCCGGGGCCAAUUCUCAGGCAGAUAUCGAGCGCCUCGCCAGCCGCAACGCGUCCCUGGAGGCUUCUAACCGCGACACCCUGUCUAUUCUCGAGUCCAAGACGUCAGCCAACGCCGAGCUCGCCGAGGAGUUGCAGGCCCAACACCAGAAGAACCUCAAGCUGGGCCAAGAAAUUACCGCACUCCAGCAAUCUGUCCAGAAUGCGCAGUCCGGUGUCAGCAGCGCCAAGUUUCGCGAGCAGUCGCUGCAGCAGGAGCUCGAGUUCGCCCGAAAGAACAACCAGUGGUUCGAGACCGAGCUGAAGACCAAGGCCGAAGAGUCGCUCAAGUUCCGCAAGGAGAAGGCCGCCCGCAUUGCCGAGCUCCAGCGCCAGAAUGAAGAGACACAGUCGAACAUCGAAUCGCUGAGCCGCACUGAGAAGCAGCUGCGCACGCGCCUGGAAGAUGCCCAACGGAAAGCCGACGAGGCUCUGUCCAAGGUGCAACAGCUUCAGGAAGCCGCCGCACGCAACGAGGAAGGCUUCCGCGCCGAGCUGGAGUCGUCCAACCGCCUCGUCGAGCUGAAGGAGCAGCAGACCGAGACGCAUCGCAAUCGGUUACGCGAAGUGGAGCUACGCCUCGAGCAGGUCAAGGACGAGUCGGCCGACGAAGUGCGGAGGGUCCGCCAGGAGAUGGAGCAGAUCAAGGAAGACCUACAGCAGGCGGAACAGCGCGCCCAGCAGCUCGAGGCCGAAGUCGAUCGGCUCCAGGCUGUCUUGGCGUCUCCCGUUGCUGCUUCCAGAGUGCCGCCCGGUUCGGCGCCCCAGACACCCCGCGCCAACGGAACCGGGAACGGUAAUGCCGGAUGGGCUGCGUCGCCAUUUGGUACGCCCGGCUCCAUUCUUCGCGGCAAAUCCAGCAUCACGGCGGCACAGGCGAUGGAAGAGCUCUACAAGACUAAGGGCGAGCUCACGCGCGAGAGGAGACGUACGCAGGAACUGUCCCGGGAGCUGGACGAGAUCAUGAGCGCCCUGGAGGCGAAGAGCCCCGAGAUCGCUGAUCUGCAGGAAGAGGCUGAGCGCCUACGGACCGAGAAUGUGCAAAUUUCGCGGCUGUGCGAGGAGAGCUUCGGUGAGCGUGACGUGGCCAAGAAGGCCGCGAAGAAGGCAGAAGCUAGCAGCAUCACGGCACAGGCGGAGAUCGAGAUCCUGCGCACCCAACUCCGCGACCUCAGCACGCAGAUCCAGCUGCUCGUCUUUAACCUGCAGGCCCGCGAAAAGGGCCUCGGCGAGCUUUCGGAAGAAGAAGUGCAGCAGUUCGAGCGCCUCCAGAAAGGCCGGGUCACCGAGGGUGCCCUAGACGACCUGUCGGACACGCACCAGUUCAUAUCAGAGCGGUUUGUGGUGUUCAAGGACAUCCGGGAGCUGCAGGAGAAGAACGCGGAGCUGCUGCGCGUCACACGCGAGCUAGCCAACAAGAUGGAGAACGACGAAGCCUCGGAGGCCAAGCGCCAGGCAGAGCGUGACCAGGUGGAGCUGAAGACGCUCCGCGACACUGUAUCUCGGCUUCAAGAUGAGUCUAAGUCGGUGACGAUCCGGAUGAAGAGUUAUAUGACAGAGCGCGAUAUGUUCCGUCGCAUGCUGCAGCAGAAGGCCAGCCUUGCCGAAAUCAGCUCUGUUCUCGGCGGGUCGGUCGACGGCAGCCAGCGCGAGGUGCUCGCUAGUGUCGAGCGCCACUCGACAGCGGAUGAAGGAGAGCUGACUGUGGCGCUCCGCGAGCUGCAGAAUAACUUUGAUUCGUACCGCAGCGAGCAGGGCGUGGACCGGAAGACGAUGCGCAGCCAGGUGGAGAAGCUGUCGAUGGAGAGAAGCAGCUUGCACGCGGAGAUUGCGCGGGUCAGCAGCCAGCUAACGCUUGCAUCUGAGCGCUACGAGAUGCUCCAGUCCAACUACGCGGCGCUGGAGACAGACAACCGGGCGCUGCAGGAGAAGAACCAGAGCCUGUCGGAGUCGUACGCCAAGCAGGACAUCCGGACGCAGCAGGUGGCGAUGGACCUGGUGGAGGUGCGCAGCCUGCUGGAGAGCAUGCGCAACGAGAACGCGAACCUCAAGGCGGAGAAGACGCUCUGGAAGGGCAUCCAAGACCGGCUGAGCCAAGACAACGAGAGCCUGGGCGAGGAUAAGGCGCGAUUAAACAGUCUGCUGGCAUCGCAGCAGAGCUUGCUCAACGAACGCGAGCUGUCGGAGUCGGAGAUGCGGCGGCGGCUGCAGGCGCAGAUCGACAAGGCGGAGGCGGAGCUCACGACGACGAAGAGGAAGCUCUCGGAAGAGACGGAAGAGGCGAAGAAGCUGCAGCUGCGCAAGGAGUACGAGGGCCAGGAGGCGCAGAAGCGGAUCGACGAUCUGAUGGCGACGAUCAGCCAGAGCAAGGAGGAGUUGGUGGCAACCAAGACGAGCCGAGAUCACCUCCAGGCACGGGUCAACGAGCUGACGAUCGAGCUGCGGAGCGCAGAAGAGCGGACGCAGAGGCUGCAGCCACGGCCGACGUCGAGGGUGCAGAAACAGGCACAGGACGAUGCGAACGCGGACGCGGACGAGCAGGCGGCGACACAACUGCAGGAGCUGGAGGCCGAGGUGGCCGAGCUCCGACGGGAGCUGGAGCUGACGCAGUCGGAGCUGGAAAGCACCAAGGCGGAGACGGCAUCGUACAAGGACAUUGCGCAGUCGGCGGAGGAAGACCUGAACAGCAUCAACGAGUCGCAGGAGCAGUACCGACAGGAGAUGGAUGCGGCGCUGGCGGCCAAGGACACGCGGAUCCAGGAGCUGGAGCAAGCGGUCGAGGGGCUGUCGGCAGAGCUUACCAAGUCUAACGGCGAGCUCAACACGCUACGGGACUCGCAAGCGGAGCUGGGACGGAAGCUGGAGGACGAAAAGCGAAUCCUAGAGUCGGAGAUCGGGCGACUCAAGGAGGUGGAGGAGCGAGCAAAGGACGAGAAGAAGUACCACCAGUCAGACCUGCGGGCGCAGGCGGAGAUUGCAAGCAAGGCGCAGCGGGACUACGAGCAGGAGCUGGUGAAGCACGCGGACGCGGCAAAGCAGCUGCAGGUGCUGCGGGCGGAACACAACCAUCUGCGGACGGAGGCGGCGUCGUGGAGGGCGGAAGCGGAGUCGGCCAAGGUGGCGCUGAGCCAGAGCGAGUCGUCAUGGGAGGAGCGACGACAACAGUUUGAACAGGAGGUGUCGGAGAUGCGGGCACGACGCGAAGACACCAACGCGCAGAACAAGCUACUAGGACAGCAGCUGGAGAGCGUGACGGCACAGAUUGCGAGCCUACAGCACAGCCGGGUGUCGAUGGGAGAGGCAGACGGCGAGGGAGCAGGCGGAUCAACGCCGGCAGCGCUCGCAGACACGGCAACAGAAGGACUGCGCGAGCUCAACAGCUACCUGCGGCGCGAGAAGGAGAUCCUGGAGGUGCAGUACAACCUCAAGCUGCAGGAGACGCAGCGGCUGCAGCAAAAGGUGGAGUACGGACAGGCGCAGCUGGACGAGGCGCGGCUAAAGCUGGAGCAGGAGAGGCGGUCGCAGGCCGACGUCAGCCGAUCGUCACAGACGCACAAGGAGCUGAUGGAGAAGCUGAACGAGCUGAACUUGAUCCGGGAGAGCAACGUGACGCUGCGGAACGACAACCAGAAGGCACAGGCACAGCUAGGGCAGAAGGAGGUGCGGCUGCAGGAGCUGCAGGCACAGCUAGAGCCGCUGAGCCAGCGGGUAUCGGAGCUAGAGAACCAGAAGCAGUUCUUGGAGGAAGAGAUGCGGCAGAUCGGCGAGGACCGAGACCGGUGGCAGAAGCGGACGGAGAGCAUCCUCAGCAAGUACGGACAGGUGGCGGAUGCGACGGAGAUGGAGCAGCUGCGACAGGCGAUGGCACAGGUGGAGGCAGAGCGGGCGACACUGCAGGAAGCCGAGGCAGCACAGCGACAGAAGGUGCAGGAGCUAGAGGCGACGGUAGAGACGGAACGAGGCCAGUGGCGGGAGAGCCGACAGAAGCUGAUCGAGCAGGCCAAGGAGAAGGCACGACAGCAGGGAGCACAGAUCCGCGAGCUGAUAGGACAGAAGAACGAGCUACAGGAGCAGCUGACGGCAACGAGCUCACGGCUGGCAGCGAUGGAGGUGCUGGAGGGAGAGCUGACGGGAGCUCGAGCAGAGAGAGAGGCGCUCGAAAGUCGGAUCCGGGAGCUGGAGGUGGCCGUGGUGGAGGCGAGUGCGACAACGACAACGACGACGAUGCCGACAGACGAGAUGCCAAAGGUGUCGGCAGCCGAAGCAACAGACGGCGUCGAAUCCUCCUCACCAGAAGACGUCGAGAUGGGCGGAUCAGGAGGGCAGGUCAGCCAGCGGCAAGACGAGGUGGACCGGCUGCAGACGGAGCUGCAGACGAUGCAGGCCGAAAAGGCAGCGGUGGAGCAGGAGCUGGCAGACGUGCGCAGCCAGCUGGAGGCAGUGGUGCGCGAGCGGGAUCAGGCAUUGGAGGUCGGCGGCGAGGGAGCAGCACCAACAGCAACAGCAACAGCAGCGACCGUAUCAGCAGACGAGAGGGCAGUUCUGGAGCAGCGGGUGGCGGCCGCCGAGGCCAACGCGGCGGUGUUUGAGCAAAAGGCCAAAGAGGUGGAAGACAACAUCCAGGCGAUCCUCAAGGAGCGGUCGGACAAGAUGAAGGACGCGCUGAACCGGCGGCUGAAGGAGUCGAAGGAGAAGGGCGAGCAGGAGCUGCGGGAAGCUCGCGAGAAGCUGCAGGCUGAGCUGGAGCAGCGGCUGGAGCAGGAGAAGAAGACAUGGACGAGUGAGGGAGCAGGAGCAGGAGCGGGAGCAGGAGAAGCACCAGGAGCACCACAGCCGCAAGUUCCAGUCAAAUCAGAGCCUCAGACACCAAUGAUGGACCUGUCGAAGCUGGGCGACGCGGAGACACGCGACCUGCUGGCGAGCAACGCGACAAUCCGCAGCAUUGUGGCGUCCAACAUCAAGAAGAAGAUGGACCAGGAGAGCCGGCGAGUGCGGGAAGAAUUGGAGCUGGUGGUGCGAGCAGAGUUCGAGGGCAAGAUUGCGUCGGCACGGGAGACGGGUCAGAUGAUGGCCGAGAAGAAGUCAUCGAUCCGCAUCAACAUGGCGGAGAACAAGCUGAAGACGGCCAACGCGAAGCUGGAAGUAGUGUCGACAGCGGCUGUGCAGACGCCUCAGCGACCGGUUGUCGAAGUUUGGGCUGUGGCCAAAGAUGCUCGGCCAGCGCCUGUUGUGGUAGCAGUUCCAGCACAAGUUGUCCCAGCGACUCCGGCGACUCCGGCGACUCCGGCGACUCCAGCAGCUGCGACAGCACAAGCAGCCCCGAUGACUCCAGUCCAGACAGCAGCUCCGUCAACUCCUGGACAGGAAUCCAAGCCGGUCAUUGUGCAGGCAGCUCGGCCGGCCAACUCGAACCUGCCAGCCAAGCCAGUCGCUCCAGGACAACAGCAACGGCAGCAACAACAGCAACAGCAGCCAAAGUCUCUGCCUGCAGCAGUCAAUGCUACAAACAUCAACCCGUUCAGCGGCAAGCCAGCGCCUCCGUCGUCACUGCCCAAUCCUUUCCAGAAGCAACAGCAGCCAGCGGCUUUAGGACAGCAGAACCAGCAGGCACAACCAAACCAGCAGGCACAACCAAACCAGCCAGGCCAACCAAACCAAGCAGGCCAACCAAACCAAGCAGGCCAACAGGCCCAGAACCAACAGACUCACAAGAACCACAACGGCAACAGUUGCAGCGAGCAGGGCGACAUGUCUGUGCAGCGGUGCCAGCUGAGCGUUGCGGCCAGCACUGCUGAUGGUGGAUGA
Molecule: messenger RNA, 7278 nt
Organism: Grosmannia clavigera kw1407
Lineage: Eukaryota; Fungi; Ascomycota; Sordariomycetes; Ophiostomatales; Ophiostomataceae
Product: tpr domain containing, filament-forming protein
Exons: 5
Coding region: 1-7278 (2425 amino acids)
Biological process (GO): protein import into nucleus; mRNA export from nucleus
Cellular component (GO): nuclear pore
Molecular function (GO): structural constituent of nuclear pore; hydrolase activity
Source: RefSeq, a predicted model, not a curated record